GUAGCGACUGUCGGUCGCAGACCGCAGUGUUCGCGCGGCGACCCGACCGACCACACGCACCAUGCGCGCGACCCGCGAAUGUGUUCAUACCACUCAAUUGUGAAGUGACAGUAAAUCCGGAUUUCACAUACGUCUGGAUAAAAACAAACUAACAAAUAAUGGCGACUUCAGGGGGGAAGUCGCGGCGUGAGGAGACGAGCGACAAUUCGGAUGAUGAGCUGUUACCGCUCGCAAACGACACAUAUGGAGGGAGUCAAAGAACUGUACACGAAACAAAAGGAUGGGACGUCUUCAGAGAGUUCCCACCGAAACAGGACAGUGGGUCUAUGGAAACACAAAAAUGUUUGGACUUUACAGUACGGAUACUCAAAGUUUUGGCGUAUACAAUAACAUUCAUAGUUGUUUUGGGAUCUGGCGUUAUAGCCAAGGGCACGGUACUUUUCAUGACCUCGCAACUAAAAAAAGAUAAAAGACUUGCAUAUUGUAAUAAGAAUUUAGGUAGAGAUAAGCAAUUUAUAGUUUCACUGCCAGAUGAGGAACGAGUUGCGUGGAUGUGGGCGGUCCUAGCAGCAUUCGCGAUCCCGGAGAUAGGCACACUAAUUCGCUCAGUCAGAAUAUGUUUUUUUAAAUCUUCGAAGACACCUACCAGCAUACAAUUCAUUGUGAUUUUCAUUGCUGAAUCUCUGCAUACUAUAGGAAUGGGAUUAUUGUUCUUCGUAAUACUUCCAGAACUGGAUGUAGUUAAAGGUGCUAUGAUAACCAACUGUCUGUGUAUCGUGCCUGCUAUUCUUGGUCUGCUCUCCCGGAACUCGCGUGACUCGAAGCGCUUUGUUAAAGUUAUCGUCGACAUGGCUGCGAUUGUCGCACAGGUCACUGGUUUCAUUGUAUGGCCACUGUUAGAAAACAAACCUGUCUUGUGGCUCAUCCCGAUUUCAUCGUUGUGUAUAUCUUUAGGAUGGUGGGAAAACUAUGUGACUCGCCAAAGUCCGAUCGGGAUAAUCAAGAGUUUGGGAAGAUUAAAAGAAGAACUGAACCACACUCGCUAUUAUACAUAUCGAUUUAUGUCAAUUUGGAAGAUCCUUGUAUUUCUGAUGUGUAUUCUCUUAGCCAUAUGGAUGGAAGGUGACGACCCAGCUAUGUUCUUCCAACUAUUCAACCCAGGGUUUGGACCUCAUAACAUAGUCGUCGAAGAGGUACAAAUUCAACUCGGCAGUACAGUUAUACCGGAUCUAGCUAACGCUACUCUUACAGGAGAUUCGGUUGAGGUUGCAGCUGUAUAUAAAUCAGCUUUCUACGUAUUAUUAAUUCAAGUGUUUGCCGCGUAUUUCUGUUAUAUAUUCGGAAAGUUCGCUUGCAAAAUCCUUAUUCAAGGUUUCAGUUAUGCUUUUCCGAUUAAUCUUGUAAUACCUUUGGUAGUGAAUUUCUUGAUCGCUGCAUGUGGUCUACGUAAUGGCGACACUUGUAUAUUCCAUGGAACAGUUCCGGACUACCUUUUCUUCGAGAGUCCAUCAGUAUUUUCACUCAGUGAUUUCAUAUCUCGUCAAAUGGCAUGGAUAUGGUUGCUGUGGUUACUUUCACAGACGUGGAUUACGAUUCAUAUAUGGACUCCAAAGGCGGAACGUUUGGCAUCUACUGAAAAAUUGUUCAUACUUCCAAUGUAUAAUGGCUUGUUAAUUGAUCAAAGUAUGGCCCUCAAUAGAAAAAGAGACGAUCAUAAGGAUGUAAAAACUGAGGAUCUCGCUGAAAUCGAAAAAGAGAAAGGCGAUGAGUACUAUGAAACCAUUUCUGUUCAUACUGAUAACACUGGUUCGUCUCCUAAAACGAUUAAGUCAUCCGAUCAGAUCACGAGAAUUUACAGUUGCGCUACUAUGUGGCACGAAACUAAAGAUGAAAUGAUGGAGUUCUUAAAAUCCAUUCUACGAUUAGACGAAGAUCAGUGUGCUCGGCGAGUUGCCCAGAAGUAUUUGCGUGUUGUUGAUCCAGAUUACUACGAAUUCGAAACUCAUAUAUUCUUGGACGACGCUUUUGAAAUUUCUGACCAUAGUGAUGACGAUUCUCAAGUAAACCGUUUCGUCAAGCUUCUCGUGGACACAAUAGACGAAGCUGCUUCGGAAGUUCAUCAAACUAUAAUUCGUGUACGACCGCCGAAAAGGUAUCCCGCUCCAUACGGGGGACGAUUAUCGUGGGUAUUACCAGGAAAAACUAAAAUGAUCUGUCACUUGAAAGAUAAGGCAAAGAUUCGUCACAGAAAACGAUGGUCACAGGUCAUGUACAUGUACUACCUUCUCGGACAUCGUCUUAUGGAGUUACCGAUAUCAGUAGAUCGUAAAGAAGUCAUGGCUGAAAAUACGUACUUGUUAACUCUUGACGGAGAUAUUGAUUUCCAACCGCCCGCUGUUAGACUGCUUAUCGAUUUGAUGAAGAAAAAUAAAAACUUAGGUGCAGCCUGUGGACGUAUUCAUCCUGUUGGAUCCGGUCCCAUGGUGUGGUAUCAAAUGUUCGAGUACGCUAUUGGUCAUUGGCUGCAAAAGGCGACUGAGCACAUGAUCGGCUGCGUACUUUGUAGUCCUGGAUGUUUCUCCCUCUUCAGGGGAAAAGCUCUAAUGGACGACAACGUUAUGAAGAAAUAUACCUUGAGAUCUGACGAAGCCCGGCAUUAUGUACAAUACGAUCAAGGGGAGGACCGUUGGCUCUGUACGCUUUUGCUACAAAGAGGUUAUCGAGUAGAAUAUUCAGCUGCCUCUGAUGCGUAUACGCACUGUCCUGAAGGCUUCAACGAGUUUUAUAACCAACGUCGUCGAUGGGUACCCUCAACCCUUGCUAAUAUUAUGGACUUGCUUGUGGACUACAAACAUACGAUUAAAAUCAACGACAACAUUUCAACUCCAUAUAUUGCCUACCAGAUGAUGUUGAUGGGUGGUACAAUUCUUGGUCCUGGUACUAUAUUUCUUAUGUUGGUGGGUGCUUUCGUGGCCGCUUUCAGAAUCGACAAUUGGACAUCUUUCGAAUACAAUUUGUAUCCUAUCGCUAUAUUUAUGUUUGUUUGUUUCACGAUGAAAUCAGAAUAUCAGUUACUGGUCGCACAAAUAUUAUCAACUGCAUAUGCAAUGAUAAUGAUGGCUGUAAUCGUCGGUACGGCACUCCAAUUAGGAGAGGACGGUAUCGGAUCGCCUUCAGCUAUUUUCUUGAUAUCACUUUCAAGUUCGUUUUUCAUAGCAGCUUGUUUGCAUCCGCAAGAGUUUUGGUGUAUAGUACCCGGAAUAAUCUAUCUACUAUCUAUUCCUUCUAUGUACUUGCUUUUGAUUUUAUAUUCAGUAAUUAAUCUGAAUGUUGUAUCAUGGGGUACAAGAGAAGUUCAGACGAAAAAGACUAAAAAGGAAAUUGAACAAGAAAAGAAAGAUGCAGAGGACGCGAAGAAAAAAGCAAAACAAAAGUCGCUCCUAGGAUUCCUUCCAGGGGCAAAUGGCGAUGAAGAAGAGGGAUCUAUCGAGUUUUCAUUUGCUGGAUUGUUUAAGUGUUUGCUUUGUACGCAUCCCAAAGGAAACGAAGAAAAAGUGCAACUCAUGCAUAUUUCGUCAACUCUUGAAAACUUGGAGAAAAAAUUAGAGAACGUAGAAAGGAUUGUAGACCCUCAUGGCCAAUUAAGAGGACGUAAGUUGUCUAUCGGAAUGAGAGGUAGCACCAAUGGAGAUCCACUGGUCACCGUGGCUGAAGGCGAAGAAGAACACGACUCUGAUUCUGAAACUGAUACAAUGUCUACAGUACCAAGAGAAAAAAGGGAUGAUUUGAUUAAUCCGUACUGGAUAGAGGACCCGGAAUUAAAGAAAGGAGAAGUUGACUUUUUGAGCCAGUCGGAAUUAUCGUUUUGGAAAGAGCUUAUUGACAAAUAUCUUUAUCCUAUUGACGCAAAUAAGGAAGAGCAGGCACGUAUUACCAGGGACCUUAAAGAAUUGAGAAACUCGUCUGUAUUCUCGUUCAUAAUGAUAAAUGCCCUUUUUGUACUCAUUGUUUUCUUGCUGCAACUCAACAAGGACAACCUUCAUUUUAAGUGGCCACUUGGAGUUAAAACUAAUAUAACAUACGAUGAGGUUUCGCAAGAGGUGCUUAUAUCGAAAGAAUACUUGCAAUUGGAACCAAUUGGUCUAGUUUUUGUAUUCUUCUUCGCUUUGAUCUUGAUUAUUCAGUUCUCCGCUAUGCUGUUCCAUAGAUUUGGAACUAUUUCACACAUAUUAGCGUCUACUGAAUUGAACUGGUUCUGUGCAAAGAAGUCAGAAGAUUUAUCUCAAGACGCGUUACUGGAUAAAAACGCUAUAGCAAUCGUGAAAGAUUUGCAAAAACUAAAUGGAUUAGAUGACGAAUAUGAUAAUGAUUCCGGCUCAGGGCCCCAAAACGUUGGAAGACGGAAAACUAUACAUAACUUAGAGAAAGCGAGACAAAAGAAGAGGAACAUAGGAACACUUGAUGUCGCUUUUAAGAAACGGUUCUUUAAUAUGAACGCAAACGAUGGUCCAGGUACUCCAGUAUUAAACCGUAAGAUGACGUUACGUAGAGAAACACUUAAGGCUUUGGAAACGAGGAGAAACUCAGUAAUGGCCGAGCGGCGUAAGUCACAAAUGCAAACACUUGGCGCUAACAAUGAAUAUGGAGUUACUGGAAUGUUAAAUAACAAUCAUGGAGUUGCUCCGCGUCACCGCACUUCAACAGCCAAUAUAUCAGUGAAAGACGUUUUCGCUGAACCAAACGGAGGUAUGGUCAAUCGAGGGUACGAGACCUCAUUAGGUGAUGAAGACGACAGCAACUCUAUCAGACUACAACCGAGACAAAAUCACCAAGUUUCCUUCCAGGGAAGAUUUUAGUGAACAAGUGCAAACUUGUCUUAACAACUGAGAGUUGCCAACAUUACGAAUUAAAAUAUCUAGUUUUUAAAAUUGUAGAUACUCAUUUAUUAGAAUAGUAAUUAUUGUAAUUUAAAUCAAUUUGCGAAUCGAAUAUCGUCCUUCUUGUGAUAUUACAUAAUUGUAUCAAGUGACAUCGACGGACUGAUGUGAAAACAUUGUGUUCUAAUGCUUUUCGAAUAUUUUUUAAAUAAUUAUAUGAAAUUUUACACUGCCACUUUACUUUUGUAUUUCUUUUAUAAGAUACAUCCAUAUACAUUUACAUAUGGUUAA
Molecule: messenger RNA, 5168 nt
Organism: Vanessa tameamea
Lineage: Eukaryota; Metazoa; Arthropoda; Insecta; Lepidoptera; Nymphalidae
Gene: kkv
Product: chitin synthase chs-2
Exons: 23
Coding region: 159-4856 (1565 amino acids)
Cellular component (GO): cell periphery; cell septum
Molecular function (GO): chitin synthase activity
Source: RefSeq, a predicted model, not a curated record